UGGGACGCCAUUAGCAGGCACCGCCGCCAGGGCAAACGGGCCCAGGCCGACGUGAGGGGCUGCCGGCGGGCGGCCCUGCCCCGUGAGGGGCUGGCAGGGCUGCUUCAGGCGCUGGAUCCGCGGUGAACCCACUGCGUGCUCCCUGCUCAGGAACGGCCCGAUCUCCUACUCUCCCUGAACGCUAAUGAUCGAGAAGUUUUAUGACUUACGAAGGAGAAACAUCAGGCUUUGCAGGUGCCUCAAAGGAUGUACCUUCUGAGGGAGAAGGAGACGACGGGCGGCAGAUCAGGAGACAAGAUCAUGCUAAAGAAUGUUCACGAAGAUCUUCAUUGCACAAGAGGGAAUGAAAGAGGAGGCCAGAUCAGGAGAAAAUAAGGGCAGGAGAAAGCUGACAUGGGGAAAAGCAUCAUGAAGCUUGUCUAUACUUCACUUUCUCUUACUGUGAUUUGCUGGCUCGCUGAAGGUACCCUGUCAAAAACAGAUACAAAGAAAAGUGCUGCAAAAAAGCUGGAAGAAAAGACGCUGCAUUCUGAUAAAAAUGUGCAGGACCGGGGGCUAGUAGUUGUGGAUCCAAAGGCAAAGGAUAUAAUACUGGAACACAAAAGUUACUGCUCCAAGAAGAUGAAGGAAAGACAUUUCUUGGGAGAUGUUCUGGGAUAUAUUACACCUUGGAACAGCCAUGGCUAUGACAUUGCUAAAAUAUUUGGAAACAAAUUUACACUAAUCUCACCAGUCUGGUUACAAGUGAAAAGGAGAGGGAAGGAAAGGUUCCAGUUCACUGGGCUCCAUGAUGCUGAUAAAGGCUGGAUGAAAGAUGUCAGAAAAACUUCCAAAACCAUCAGAAUAGUGCCUCGAAUUUUGUUUGAUGGCUGGACUUACCAGGACUUUGAGAGUGUGUUUGGCAGUGAGGAUGAGAUAGAGGAGCUUUCCAAGAGCAUGGUUCUACUAGCCAAGAAUGAAGAUUUUGAUGGUUUUGUAGUUGAAGUUUGGAGUCAGCUGGGAAAUCAAAAGCAAACGGAGUUGAUUCACUUGCUCAUUCACCUUUCUGAAGCUCUGCGUGAAGCACAACUUAAACUUGUCCUGGUCAUCCCUCCUGCAGUUGCAGCAGGGACUAACCGGCCGGGAAUGUUCACAAAGAAAGAAUUUGAUCAGUUGGCAUCAGCAGUAGACAGCUUCAGUCUCAUGACAUACGACUAUUCAACACCACAACGACCUGGUCCAAAUUCCCCUCUUCCCUGGGUACGAGCCUGUGUUCAAGUACUGGAUCCUGAUUCAAAAUGGAGGAAUAAAAUACUGCUAGGGCUGAAUUUCUAUGGCAUGGACUAUUCUGCUUUGGGAGCCACUGGGGAGCCAAUACUUGGUAGCAGGUACAUUGAAACCUUGAAGGAGCACAAACCAAAAAUUGUCUGGGAUGAACAAAUUGCUGAACACUACUUCGAAUACAAAAAAAAUAAAGGAGGAAAACAUGCAGUCUUCUACCCAACGCUGAAGUCCAUCCAGUUGCGCAUAGAGCUUGCAAAAGAAUUGGGCACUGGAAUAUCCAUCUGGGAACUGGGACAAGGCCUGGACUAUUUUUAUGACCUGCUUUAAAAUAAGAGAUGAUCGGGAAAAGACUUUAUUUGCUUCACUGAGACUCCACCUUCAAUAAUUUGGGUAGCCUGCAGAGGUGAUUUUUAAAACAUUUUUUGUAAUUGAUAUUGUAUCUGUAUUAAGCUUUCAUUUUUUCCAAUAAAAAACCUUUUGUGAUUUGCCACA
Molecule: messenger RNA, 1755 nt
Organism: Falco peregrinus (peregrine falcon)
Lineage: Eukaryota; Metazoa; Chordata; Aves; Falconiformes; Falconidae
Gene: CHID1
Product: chitinase domain containing 1
Exons: 14
Coding region: 394-1590 (398 amino acids)
Biological process (GO): carbohydrate metabolic process
Cellular component (GO): extracellular region
Molecular function (GO): chitin binding; oligosaccharide binding
Source: RefSeq, a predicted model, not a curated record